ACUCUGCAUGGACUUCAGUGCAGCACAAUGGCUCCCACCUGGCCAGAGUCAAAAGCUCUCAUGGAGAAAGCCCACAGCCUGUGAUUUUCAAGUACAUGGCCAGCAUGGACCAACUCCAGGCCCUAAUUGACCAGGCGGACCACUGCCAACAGGAGCUAGCUUUCCACUGCAGGAAGUCAAGGCUUUCAGCUCACCUUGAUGGAACCCCAGUGAGCUGGUGGGUUGGAAGAACCAAUGAAACACACACUUACUGUGGAGGUUCUCUGCCUGAUGCUCAAAAGUGUACUUGUGGAUUAGAGGGGAACUGCAUUGAUUCUCAAUAUCACUGCAACUGUGAUGCUGACCAGGAUGAAUGGACCAGUGACACAGGAGUCCUUUCCCAUAAGGAGCACCUGCCAGUCACUCAGGUUAUGAUGACAGAUGCAGGCCGGCCACACUCUGAAGCAGCUUAUACCCUGGGGCCUCUGCUCUGCCGAGGGGACAAUUCAUUUUGGAAUUCAGCUUCAUUCAAUACUGAGACUUCGUAUCUUCAUUUCCCUACAUUCCAUGGAGAGCUCAGUGCUGAUGUGUCUUUCUUUUUUAAGACAACAGCUUCUUCUGGGGUGUUUGUAGAGAACCUGGGUAUCACAGACUUUAUCAGACUAGAACUGCACGCUCCCACAGAAGUGACCUUUUCCUUUGAUGUGGGGAAUGGUCCUUGUGAAGUCACAGUACAGUCACCCACUCCCUUUAAUGACAACGGAUGGCAUCACGUGAAGGCAGAAAGAAAUGUUAAAGAAGCAUCUCUCCAAGUGGAUCAGCUCCCUCAAAAGUUUCAACCUGCCCCCACUGGUGGGCACCUCCUCUUGCAGCUCAACAGCCAGCUCUUCAUUGGUGGAACGGCCAGCAGGCAGAGGGGCUUUCUGGGGUGUAUUCGGUUUCUGCAGUUGAACGGGAUGGCUCUGGACCUGGAGGGAAGAGCCAAGGUGACUCCAGGAGUGGAGGCAGGGUGUGCAGGACACUGCAGCAGCUAUGCACACUUGUGUCACAAUGGGGGCAUAUGUCAAGAACAGCACAGAGGAGUGGCUUGCGACUGUACAUCCUCUGCCUAUGAGGGCCCAUUCUGCUCACAUGAGAUUUCUGCCUAUUUUGGAGCUGGUUCCUCCAUAAUCUACAGUUUUCAAGAGCAUCACAAUUACACCUUCAAUGGGAACUCCAGCUCCUUAGCAGCUUUAUUUCAUGAGGAGCUAACACUAACCAGGGAAAUAGUCACCUUGAGCUUCCGAACCACGGGGACUCCCAGCCUGCUGCUGUUUGUAGGCUCUGUCUAUGAGGAGUACCUUUCAGUUAUCCUUGCCUCCAAUGGAAGUUUGCAGAUCAGGUAUAAGCUAGACAGACACAGAGAGCCAGAUGUUUUUAACUUUGAUUUUAAAAACCUGGCUGAUGGGCAACUUCACAAUGUGAAGAUUAACAGAGAAGCUGCAGUGGUCUUUGUAGAGGUUAACCAGAAUGCAAGGAGAAGAGCCACUCUGUCAUCAGGGAUGGAAUUCAAUGCUGUCAUAUCUCUUGUGUUGGGGAUGAUUUUAGAGCCCCCUGGCGCAGACCCCGAUACGCGGCGGGCGGCAGCGCGCGGCUUCACAGGCUGCCUGUCUGCGGUGCGCUUUAGCCAUGCAGCCCCGCUGAAGGCGGCGCUGCGCCUUGGCGGACCUGCCUGGGUCACUGUUCAUGGUCAAGUGGCCGCUGGAUCCCGCUGCGCGGUGGGCGCAGGGCCUGGCUUCAGAGCACGGGAACUCGCUCCCCGGCUCUCAGGUGGUUCAGGCUAUUCUGGACCAACUGAUGAGGGAGAGCCCUUAAUUAAUGCAGACAGAAGUGACUCUGCGGUCAUUGGAGGUGUGGUAGCAGUGGUGAUAUUUAUCUUGCUCUGCGUCACUGCCAUAGCUAUACGCAUUUAUCAACAGAGAUGGUUAUAUCAAAAGAAUGAGUCAGAUAUCUCAAAAGCUGGAGACAAUGCUGAGAUUGCUCUGAAAAGUGAACUCAACAUGCAAAAUACUGUCAGUGAAAGUCAGAAGGAGUACUUCUUCUGAUCAGUAGCUGUGGUUUACUUAUACUGUAACAAUAUGACUUACUUUCUAAGCCUAAAGCUCUCAUAGGUGAAAACCCAGCCCUGGCCCUCAAGGUCUGGGCAGUGGGCAUGCACCACUACCAACUCGCCCACCCCAGCUUCAGCCAAGGUGCCAGGAAUCUCUGCUCAGGGCCCCUCCGUGAUCUGUUUGUGUAGCAGUGACUUAAGUGCAGUCAUUAAUCACUGUGUGGCCCUUUCUGACUGUUCUGACCUGUUCUUCUAAAACUAAAAUGUUAUUUGCCUAAUGAUUUUAGGUUUUAAAUGCAAACAACAAUUUGAACUAUAGUCCUACUCUCUUAAAAAUGUGACAUGGAAAUUUAUAAAAGUCAAAGUUGGA
Messenger RNA from Marmota monax (woodchuck), 2438 nucleotides. RefSeq names its product contactin-associated protein-like 3. The transcript has 12 exons. Lineage: Eukaryota; Metazoa; Chordata; Mammalia; Rodentia; Sciuridae. The record is from RefSeq and is a predicted model, not a curated record. The annotation marks the transcript as partial.